AUGCAGAAGUAUGCCAAAUUUUUGAAGAACUUGCUCACUAAUAAGAGGAAGUGGGAAGAGGUCAACACGAUGGUUCUCAAUGGGAAUUGUUCUGCCAUCAUCAAUAAAAUAAUGCCGAUAAAAUUGAGAGAUCCUAGAAGCUUCAUAAUCUCAUGUUUGUUUGGUGAUGCCAUGGAAGAGAAUGCUCUCGCUGAUUCUAGUGCUAGCAUAAAUAUAAUACCAUACAUCAUAUACAUGAAGCUUGGAUUGGGAGAGUUGAGGUCGACAAUAAUGACCUUACAGUUGGCUGAUAGGUCAAUAAGGAGACUGCAUGGAAUUGCGGAAGAUAUGCUUGUAACUAUGGAAAAACUUGUCUUCCCCUUAGACUUUGUAAUUCUUGACAUAGAUGAGGAUGUAGAGACCCUACUCAUUCUUUGA
Messenger RNA from Dioscorea cayenensis subsp. rotundata (Guinea yam), 417 nucleotides. RefSeq lists its product as uncharacterized. The record is from RefSeq and is a predicted model, not a curated record. NCBI's taxonomy places the organism in Eukaryota, Viridiplantae, Streptophyta, Magnoliopsida, Dioscoreales, Dioscoreaceae. The transcript has a single exon. Bases 1 to 417 code for a protein of 138 amino acids.